AUGACCAUGAAACCAAUCAACUGCCUAAGAGGCCGAGCUAUGCACCUCAGAAGCCUGGCCAUCCCUGCACGUCAAAUAUCACCAAUCAAAUCAUGCAUCGCGCAAUAUAGCUCCCACUCACCAAUGGGCGCAACAACCACCAACACACGCAAAAAAGUAACAAUUCAAACCAUUCAAAACCUCUACAAAAAGAAUGAACCCAUCACUGUCCUCACAGCAUCCGAUUUCCCUAGCGGCCAUGUCGCCGACACUGCCGGAAUGGAAAUCGUGCUCGUAGGCGACAGCCUCGCAAUGGUCGCAAUGGGCAUGGAAGAUACAAACGAAGUAACAAUGGACGAGAUGCUUCUCCACUGUCGCAGUGUAAACCGCGCUGUCAAGAGUGCCUUUACAAUCGCAGACCUACCCAUGGGCUCAUACGAAACAACCCCAGAAAAAGCCCUAACAUCCGCAAUCCGGAUGGUAAAAGAGGGCGGUAUGAAAGGCGUGAAACUCGAAGGCGGAGCCGAGAUGGCCUCUACAAUCCGCAAGAUCUCCCAAGCCGGGAUCCCAGUCAUGGCGCACAUUGGACUAACGCCGCAGCGACAGCAUUCUCUCGGCGGGUUCCGCGUGCAGGGCAAGUCAGCCGCGGGCGCUGUGAAGCUUCUGCGGGAUGCGCUUGCUGUUCAGAAGGCCGGUGCUUGUAUGGUUCUUAUUGAGGCUGUGCCGCCUGAGAUUGCGGAGAUUGUUACGCGGCGACUGAGCGUGCCGACUAUUGGGAUUGGGUCUGGGAAUGGGUGUUCUGGACAGGUGCUUGUGCAGGUUGAUAUGGGGAGAUUUUUGCCUAAGUUUGUUAAGACUUAUGCGGAUGUUUGGGGGGAAGCGAGAAGGGGGGUUGAGGCUUAUAGGGAGGAGGUUAAGAGUAGGGUUUUUCCUUCGGCUGAGUAUACUUAUCCUGUUUCUAAGGAGGUUUUGGAGGAGUUUGAGAAGGUAGUUGAUGAGGUUGCGAAUGAGGAAUUAAUUAGCAAGUGUUGA
Penicillium robsamsonii is the source of this 1011-nucleotide messenger RNA. Its product is annotated as 3-methyl-2-oxobutanoate hydroxymethyltransferase. The transcript is spliced from 3 exons. Gene Ontology annotation, molecular function: magnesium ion binding; 3-methyl-2-oxobutanoate hydroxymethyltransferase activity. The coding region runs from base 1 to 1011 and encodes 336 amino acids. Gene Ontology annotation, cellular component: mitochondrion. Gene Ontology annotation, biological process: pantothenate biosynthetic process. Lineage: Eukaryota; Fungi; Ascomycota; Eurotiomycetes; Eurotiales; Aspergillaceae. The record is from RefSeq and is a predicted model, not a curated record.